AUGACUACCAACAUCCCCGAAAUCCUCCUGCUCUGCAUGGACAGCGACUUCAUAACCGCCUUCAACGCAGCAAUGACAGCAACCUGGCCAGACCACACUUCAUCCCAAAUAAAGAUUACCCCAAUAAAUGAGCGUCUCAACUCCCUCCCGCAGGACACAACGUUUGACCUAAUAGUCUCCCCAGCAAACUCCUACGGCCGCCUCGACGGCGCCUUCGACCACGCCAUCUCAACAAUUUUUAGCCCGCGCCGUGACUACCACGCACUCACGAGCGCCGCGCAGUCAGUCCUGUACGAGAAAUGGCGCGGCUUUGCGCCGCCCGGCUCGUGCACGCUUGUUCCGUUCCCGGAUGCGCUGAAGGCUAACAAGCACCAAUGUGCUUGGGUGGCGAUUUGUCCGACGAUGCGCUCGCCCGGGAGUGCAACCUGGGACCGGGAGGUUGUUUAUGAGUGUGUGUGGAGCUUGCUUUGUCAGAUUGAGGGGUUUAAUCGGGGACUUGGAGAUGGGGAGGGGAGGAUUGGGAGGAUUCUUAUGGCGCCAUUGGCUGCGGGCAUUGGAAAGGUUAGUAAGGAGAGGUGGGCGAUGCAGACUGUGCUUGCACUGAAGCAUUUUGUUGAUGCGCUUGAGAGGCCUGGGAGGUGGGGGGCGCUGCAGUGGGAUGAUAUUGAGGUAGAUUGUGUUGAGAUUGAGAAGACUUGGGAGCUUUAG
Penicillium soppii is the source of this 708-nucleotide messenger RNA. RefSeq lists its product as uncharacterized. The transcript has a single exon. NCBI's taxonomy places the organism in Eukaryota, Fungi, Ascomycota, Eurotiomycetes, Eurotiales, Aspergillaceae. The record is from RefSeq and is a predicted model, not a curated record. The coding region runs from base 1 to 708 and encodes 235 amino acids.